Molecule: messenger RNA, 2775 nt
Organism: Cydia strobilella
Lineage: Eukaryota; Metazoa; Arthropoda; Insecta; Lepidoptera; Tortricidae
Product: zinc finger protein 62-like
Exons: 13
Coding region: 82-2769 (895 amino acids)
Cellular component (GO): nucleus
Molecular function (GO): zinc ion binding
Source: RefSeq, a predicted model, not a curated record
UAUCCUUGUAGCCUAUUUUAAAAUUAUUUCUGGGAUUAUGCGUUUUUUCUUACUUCAAUACUUGGGAUUAAAAUUUUCAUAAUGGAUUUGUGCAGAACCUGUCUUAAAACUCCGGCCAAUAAGGCUAUGUUAGAGUUGGAAAGGGGUAUAAAUGUUGACAACAAAAACUAUAUCGAAAUCAUGAUGUUUUGUUUAGAUAUUGAGGUAACACAGGACUCAAAAAUUACAACGAAUCUGUGUAAUAUCUGCUACAGAAAAAUCAUUUCGUUUUACAAGUUUAAGGCUCUAUCUUUAAAAAAUGAUGCCUACUUGAAAUCAUUGAACCCAGUUAUAUCGGAAGAGGAUCAAAAACUGUCAGUGUAUGUUGAUGAUGAUGAAAAUGGAAUAAAACAUGAGAAUCCUUUGGAAACUGAUGAAUAUAGUUCUUUCAUAGUUGAAGAGCACACAAUAGAAAUAAAAGUAGAAAUAGAUGUGAAUAAUGAAGUCAAAUUUGGAAAUGAAGAUAUCAAGAAUGAAGAACGAUUAGAAUACAUUCAAAUAGAAGACACAUUGGAAGAUAUAGAGUCGAACAAAGAGCCACUGAGUGUGGUUAAAAAAAUAAAAAAUGAAAAGACCAAAAUAUGUAAAAAACAUGGUCGUCCACCUAAAUCUAAACCAGAGUACCAAAUGUGCGGGGAAUGUGGCAAACCGGUCCGUAACCUCAAGCGUCACUCGGCCCUCCACAAGCCUAAAGAUGAGCGGAAGAUGUUUCCAUGCAAGGUGCCAGGCUGCCCUAAGCUCUUAUUCACCAGGAGGGGUCGGAGAUAUCACUACAAAAUUAUACAUUUAGGUUUAAAGUCUAAAUGUGAAAUCUGUAAUAAAGGUAAGUGUAGAGUUAAGUAUGGGUUGACUGUUUGUUCCAGACGGCAGGUCCAUGAGAAAGAGAGAAACGUCAAAUGUCAAUUUUGUUCAAAGGGUUUCUUCAGUAAAUCUGCACUUCAUGAACAUUUAAGGACACAUACAGCGGAGCGCCCAUACAAGUGCGAAGACUGCGGCAAAGCGUUCACCGGGAACUCCGCGUUGAAGAGCCAUCGCUUUAUCCACUCGGACGAGAAGUUCAACUGUGAACUGUGCGACAAGAGCUUCAUUAAACCCGGGAACUUGAAGACCCACAUGAUCAUUCACACGAAGGAGAAGCGCUACCCGUGCGCGUUCUGCGGCGUGCGCUUCGGCCGCUCCGACCACCGCCGCCGCCACGAGUUCACCGCGCACAAGAAACAACGCACACCCAACCUAUUAUACUCUUUGAUAGUGAAUUUUGUAAAAUUUAUUUGUUGGUUGAUUGUUUUUAUAAUAAAUUGUCGAACGUCGUUAAGUCUUUUGUGGAACACACAUUUCAUCAUAAUGGAUUUGUGCAGAACUUGCCUCGAAACUCCAGCCAAUAAGAAUAUUUCGGAGCUGGAAAAGGACAUACAUGAGGACAACAAAAACUACUACGACAUCAUGGUGUUUUGUUUAAAUAUUAAGGUUGUACAAGACUCCAAAAUAACGACGAAUCUUUGUGACAACUGUUUUGGAAAAAUCAUAUCUUUUUACAAAUUUAAGGCUCUGUCUUUGAAAAAUGAUGCAUAUUUGAAAUCUCUGCACCCAACUUCAUCUCUAGAGGACCAAAAACCAAUACAUGGUGAUGGAGAAGGAAUUCAAGAACACAAGAUUAUCUUGGAAAGAGAUGACUAUAGUCCGAGUUUAGUUGAAAAUUGCAUUAAAAUAGAAAUGCAAGUUGGGGAUGAAAACAUGUUAGAAGAUGUAGAAAGUGCAACUGAGGAUGAAGACUCAUCAGAUAUUACAGAUGAUAGUGAUGAUGAUUCAUCGGAAGAUGAAUUUUCUGAUGAAGAACCAAGUGCGGUGGAAAAGGUUAAAUAUAAAAAUGUCUGGGAUAGGUUUAAAAAAAAAGCACCAAAAUGUAAAAAACGUAGCAGUCCCAAGAAAAAGCCAACCGGUAACAAAGACGUGAUACAAGGGCGGCAGAUAUGCGAAGACUGUGGCAUGUCGGUGCUGGACCUGAAGGCACACUUGCUUACCCACCAGCCUAAAGACAAGAGGCAGAUGCUGCAGUGCAAGGCUUGUCCGAAGAUGUUCAUUACCAGAGGGGGGCGGCGGAGGCAUUACAAGAUCAGGCAUUUGGGUGUUAAGGCCAAGUGUGAUAUUUGUGAUAAAGAGGUAGUCCACCUGUCAGUGCACAAGCUCCAAGUCCACAACCCAUCCGCCUUGCCGUUCGGGUGCGCCACGUGCGAGCGCCGCUUCGUGUGCAAGCCCGCGCUAGACCAACACAUGACCAGCCACACGCAGCAGGCCGCGUUCGACUGCGAGAUUUGCCACAAGAAGUUCCGCGCGAAAGGUCAUCUCUCUACACACAUUCGGCAAGUCCAUGAAAAAGAAAGGAAGCAUCACUGUGAACUUUGCUCUAAGUCUUUCUUCUGCAAAAGUACACUUCAAGAACAUUUACGGACGCACGGCAACGAGCGAGUGUACCAAUGCACGGAGUGCGGCGUGUCGUUCAUGACCAAGAACUCCCUCCGGAAACACCGCCUCGUGCACAGCGACGUCAAGAGGUUCAAGUGUGAGUUCUGCGACAUGAGCUUCAAGUUGAACGGUUACCUCAAACUACAUAUGAUCACGCACACAAAAGAGAAGCGUUACUCGUGUCAGUACUGCGGCAAGCGCUUCGGGCGCCCCGACUCCUGCCGGAGACACGAGUCCGGCCACCAGAAACAACCUGCAGCCGACUGAACACUA